This is a messenger RNA of Trichobilharzia regenti, 6772 nucleotides long. The record is from the annotation of a GenBank genome assembly. Lineage: Eukaryota; Metazoa; Platyhelminthes; Trematoda; Strigeidida; Schistosomatidae.
AACAGUGGUGGUAGUAAUAAAACAAAAGUUAUCACUAACCAUUUACAUUUGAACAUCUUUUAUUAAAUUAAUUAUCUUGAGCACAAAAUGCACGAUAAUGUCUUAUGUGAACGAUAAUGUUGGUGAGAAUAACAAAACUACGCUUCACAUGAAUCUUGGAGAAAAUUACUGCCGUUUGUUCCAUCUUCUUUUUGAAGUAUUGUAUUUUUUAGAUUUUAAAGUUUUCCUCACAAAUUUCUCCUUGAUAAAAGCAAAAAAUUACCGACAGUUGUUAAAAAAAUAGAAACAGUAAGAGGAAGUAGUCAGUCAGUUUUAGAAGGUGAAACACAGAAUCUCUCUUUCGGCAACAACAAGAACAACGCCAACAAGAACAAGAAGACUGACGAUUUCCAUUUACCCACGGAAAGAGGAGAAUCUGUGUACUUGUAAUUAUUCUUUUAGCAUUAAAAAACUGGGAACUUUAACAGGAUACAUCUAUACUUAUAUAUGUCAUAAUAGAAAGGAAUAUAACUGUGAUAAAAUGAUGGUCGAUUUAACCUCUGAAUGCCGAAAUAAACAUAUGAAUCACCAUACUGAUACCAAUCCUAGUGGAAAUACUCAUAUCGGCACAAAUAUAUCUGACGACUUGUCAUCACAUCCUACUUUACUAUCUUUGUCAUCACAACAUCAAGUGCCUAGACAAGAGUUACACGGGAGUUAUUCAACAAAAAACCUUCAAAAUCACCCCUAUCCUCUUACUUCUGUAUUUCAUAAUCCUUUAAAAAACCAAAUACGUGACUACGCCAAAUCAGAAGCAUUAAAACAAAUCUCUUGCACAAGUAAAAUUAAAAAUAAUAAUAAUAAACCUACUAAACUAUUCCAAAACAGUGUCGACAAAUGCCCACUGGACAUACUCAACCAUCAUCAACACCAUCCGCAAACGAUUUCAUUUUGCUCAAACUUUUCUAAAUCACAGUUAAAUAAUCAGCGGAAACGUAUCUAUGCCUUCGGAACGAUAAAAUCUAAAACCUCCCUACAACAACAUUCAUCAAAACGCAUGAAAAGAUCGAAUGGCGGAAGUCAUGUGGAUUUACGAUUGAAACUCUUCAAAAAUCAGUUGUCUGAUCCAAACUCAUCCAAAUUCACAGUACCCAACAACAAAAAGAAUCAUCCAAUAAAGAUACAAGCACCAACAAAGCAAAUCGAUAGUCGACAUUCGAAUCAGAAAGGAACUAAACCUGGCGAUAGCCUUCAGCUUAAAAUGAAAGCAGAAGAAAAAGUCAAUACUUCUAUUUUUCUUGAAAUUGACACAUCUUUCCAUGUGAAUAAUUCAAUCGGUUAUAAAAAGACUACUGAUAACGGGGAUAUUCGUAGUAGUCAUCAUUUAACGAUGGAGUCAUUAGAAGAGAUAAAUCAUAGGCAUGAUUUAAAAAAUAUACUUAAGAAAACGUAUGAUGAUGGACAGGCAUCCUCCUCCUCAUCAGCGAAACAGACACCGAUGAUGUCUUCUGAUGAUUAUAACAGACUAUUCUACAAAUACAGUAAUAAUAAUCACUGUCUGAUACAAGAGCAUAUAAAACGGAAAUUACAGAAGUUAUCUACUUCACCAAUAGGUGAUACUUCACAGUUCAGUUGCUACUCUUCAGAGGUUAACAAUGAUAAACCAUUAGAUUUACGUAAUCCAUUACAAUUGCCGUGUAAUAUCUUAUCAUCGAGGAAUAAUACCUCCGAUGAAAAUGUUGAUACAAGGAAUUCUUUACUGAAAAAUACAAAUUUAAAUGAAUUUUGGUCAUCCCUUUUUAUCUGGAUGAAUAGGAAACGAAAUGAACAGAGAGAGAAUAUUCAGGUGCCUCAACCAUCCUUAACAUCAUCAAUUCUGUCUACAGAUCAAAUGAAUUUCAUGACUCCAAAUAAUAAUAAUAAUACAAACACACCAUAUUCUAAUUACCAUCAAAUACCAAAUCCUCAAACUGAUUUUAGUCAUUUAUUUUAUUCACAUAUGUCAUAUCCUCCUUCAGUGAUACCACCACCAGGAUCAGCCCCGCCAUCAUCAUCAUCUGUUUCAGAUCCAGCAUCACCUGUCUUCCCAUCUCCACCGUCUACAGCGAAUUCUGGAAAUAUUUUUAUACCCUCCGGUUAUUCUGUGAAUCCUCAUCACCCCCAUCACCACCAUCCGACAGCUUCUGUUGUCUAUCCAGUGGCAGCAGCUGCCGCUGCAAUGGCUGUUGCUACUGCUGUCGCCGCUGCCUCCUUCCAACCGGUUUCGUCAUCCUCCUCCUCUUGUGAUCAGCUCUAUUCCACAAUAUCUUCUUCAAACAAUGGUGGUGGUGGUAAUACAAGUGUUAAUCAACCUAUUGGUGGUGAUUUCACUUCUCAAUGUACACGAAACAUCUUACAGCAUAAUAAUAAUAAUAAUAAUAUCGAUUUAAACCAAGGCGAAUCCGUCUCUCCAUCAUCGUCUUAUACAAAUUCAAAUUUACCUGGAUCCCAUCUAUCUGUUAGCGGUUAUCCGGAUAUUAUUACUCGAGCAUAUCCUCUUACAACCUCAUCUACGCAUAUAAUGGAUCAAUGUCAGACGUCGUCUUAUGAUUCUGAUGAUAAACAUGGAAAUCAAUCGAUUUCUGAAAGAAUCUUGGAUCAUCAUUUAUCGAAAAUGAUCAACAAAGUAGAAGCGGAGGAAGAAGAGGAAGUGGAAGUCGAAGUAGAACACCAGCAGCAACAACAACACCGCCAACACCAUCACAACCAACCACAACACCAACAAAUGCUUCUACAUCAAAACAACAAAAAGAAAUAUCUAGACAGUAUUGAAUUUCUUAAUCCACGUAUUCUUCCACCUUCAGAAAGUUUAGUUGUCGGUCGUCUAUCCUUAGAUAAUCAUCAAUUUGCGCAAAGAUUCUCCUCAGUGUCAGCCGCAUCACUGUUAGACAGUUAUGCUGUUCACCCGAAUUUACAUCAUACAGAUAACAGAGAGAUGAAUGAACACAUAAACAGCAAACAACACCAGCACCACCACCAACACCAAGAACUUUCGAAUGAUGAAUUUAUGCAAUUCCAUAAAACAUUCCAAUUGGGGAGAUCAUAUGAGUCUAGUAAUAAUAAUAAUAGUAAUAAUAAUGGUAAUAAUAAUCCGUUGAUUAUGACGUCAUCAAAACUAUUUCACCAUGAUGAAAAUCUAAUCUCGAAUGUAUCAAACCAUCUAUUGCUGGAGAAUAAUCAUUGUCAAUCUGCUGUCGUUAAAAAUGCCACCUCUGUCACAACUAACACUGACGAUUGCAUAAAUAAUAAUAAUAAUGCCAGUAAUAAUAAUAAACUGUAUUCAGAAUCACUCAAAUCUUUGAGUAUGCCAAUAUUUAAUAACACCUAUUAUAGACAGCUGAAUUCUAUGAAUACAGACCGUGAAAAGUCUACAGAUCGAAGCCAUUCAGAUACUACUAAUACUCCUGUUAAUAAUAAUAGUAGUAGUGGUAGUAGUAAUAUGUUGUUUAAAACGGAGGAUAAUUUGUCAGAUUUCCCGUGUAACUCUGCAACAACCACAACACCAACAACAUUACUGUCUAAUCGAUUAAAAGAGAAUGAUAGUUCAAAUAUUACAAUCAUGAGUGGUAGCAGUGGGAGUGGGAGUGAGAGUCGUAGUAUCGGUGGCGGUGUGGGUGCUGUCGGUGGCAUUAUUCCUUCUGUAAAUACUGUCAAUUGUGAGUCAUUGAGUGUAUUGACACGGGAUAUGAUGAGAGCUUAUUUAACAGAUAGACGGGAUCAAGUAUUGAUUAUUCUUCAUGCAAAAGUUGCACAAAAAUCUUAUGGGACAGAAAAACGAUUCUUUUGCCCACCUCCGAGUAUAUAUCUUCGUGGAGAAGGCUGGGGAUUGCCUGUGGGUGGAGGUGGUGGUGUUGGUGGACAAACUUCUCGUAACGAAACAAAACUAGGCCAUAAUCAUGAACAUAUAAUGAGUCAAACAGAUUUAAUGAGCUACUCAACCCGAAAUAAUAAUAGUGGUAGAACCUAUCCUCUUGAAAAUAAUACUUCAACAAGUCCAACAACAAUUACUCCAAUUCCAGGACCUUCAACAUCAUCAACAUCGUCGUCUUAUUCACGAGAAAAUUCUCAGCUCCUUGCCUUCAUGGGUAUCGGUGGGUCAACUACUCCAAUGGAAAUGGUUCAAAUGAAUUUAGAUGAUGGACGGGAUUAUUCUAAUGCUAAAACAUUAUUCAUCUCGGAUUCAGAUAAACGUAAAUACUUUAUGCUUACAUUGAAAAUGUUUUAUAAAAACGGGAAAGAUUUAGGCCAAUUUCAUUCAAGGCGUAUUAAAGUGAUAUCGAAACCAAGUAAAAAGAAACAGUCGUUGAAGAAUACCGAUUUGUGUAUUGCAUCUGGUACAAAGAUUGCCUUAUUCAAUCGGCUACGUUCACAGACAGUUAGUACAAGAUAUUUACACGUGGAAGAUGCAAGUUUUCAUGCAAGUUCAAGUCGUUGGGGUGCAUUUACUAUCAAUUUAUUGGCUGAUGAUCAAGAUGAAGCUGAACAAUUCACUGUACAAGAUGGUUAUAUACAUUAUGGUCAUACAGUGAAAUUAGUCUGUUCUGAAACUGGUAUGGCAUUACCACGUUUGAUUGUACGCAAAGUGGAUAAGACGACUGUCCUGCUAGACGCUGAUGAUCCAGUUAGUCAACUACACAAAUGUGCAUUUUAUCUAAAAGAUACAGAUCGUAUGUAUUUAUGUCUUUCACAAGAUAAAAUUGUCCAACUGCCAUCAACACCAUGUGAUGAAAAUCCACUUAGAGAAAAGAUAAAUGAUGCUGCCGCUUGGACAAUUAUUAGUACAGAUAAAGCAGAAUAUCGUUGGUUUGAACCAGCUCAUUUACCAAAUACCUAUAAAACAAUCGAUGGACAGAUUAAAUCAAUUACACCACCACCGUCUAGUUCAUCUAUUAUCCCGAUAACACCUGUACCUGUUGUACGUGAUAUGCGAGUAAAUGGUGGCGGUGAUGUUGCUAUGCUUGAGUUAAUUGGUGAAAAUUUCAGUCCUAGACAUCAAGUAUGGUUUGGUGAUGUACCAGCGCAAACAUUUUAUCGAUGUGAAGAAUUAUUGUUGUGUUUUGUACCAGAUAUAUCGGAGUUUCAUAGAGAUUGGACAUUUAUACAAAAAACUUUAGAGGUGCCAAUUAGUUUAGUUCGACAAGACGGUGUUAUCUACGCCAGUGGAUUAACAUUCACUUAUCAUCCAGAAUCUGGACCGAGGCAACACUGUCAACCAGCUCUUGAUAUUAUACGUGCAGCAAGUCUAGCAGCUGCAGCGGCUGUUGCUGCCUCAUCGAACUCUUUGCCUACGCCAACAAAAUCAUCAUUAUUAUUACCAGAACAGUGUUGUUCAUCAUCAUCUAGAUCAGGUUUAUCCACAUCGAUUGAUUGCAAUACUGACAAUACUACUAAUAACACGAAUAAUAGUAGUAACAUUGUUAAUAAUAAUAGCAAUAUAUCCCAUCUACAACAUAUUGAUGGUUAUAAUUUCCCACAAAUCCAUAAAGAUUCAAUGUGCCUUGAUAACUCGUUUCUAGUUUCAGUAACUACCGCCUCCUCCUGCUCCACGUCUUCAUCCUCGUGUUCAUCCUCGUCAUCCUCGUCAUCUUCGUCAACAUCACAAAUGAUAAAUCGACUAAUGAAUAGUAAUCCUAAUCGUACUAUUGGUUACUAUGAUGAGAUAUCGUCUAAUCAUCGACGAUCACAACCGUUUCAUCCACAACAACAUUACUCCAUACUACAAGACCCACAAUCACAACAACAUACAACAGGUAUUGGCGGUGACUCUCAGGAACAUCAUAUUUUACGAAAUAGUAAUCUCAUGAACGCUACUCCUAAUACUCCUACUACUAAUACUAAUAAUACAUCCUUAGGAAAUAAUACUACAACAGAUUGCCCAUUUUAUAUUCAAGUGAAUACAAGUUGAUGAGUUCCUUUGGUUUUUUUUUUUAAAUUCCCAGACAUACUCAUACAUAUUACUACUACAGGGAACGAUAAGUCUUUCUUUACACACCUCUCCAUCUGCCUCUUUCCCCUCCACACGACACCACCAUCCCGACUGCCACUGGCUGCUUCCACCCACCACUACCCUUGUUCUUUUAAUGUUCAAAGCAGUAUGUGUUGUAGACCAAUUUUAUUUCUUCCUGAAUAUUUUUCGUUGUAAAAAUAAAGAGAGGAAACGGAACAGAGUGUAUAAUAAGAUGUGAGUGUAACACCUACUACCUACGUGGUGCGGUGCAGCGUUACAGUCAAUCUAAAUUGUGUUUUUGCACAAUAUUACACAGCUUACUACUACUAGUACUACGACGACGACCCCAUGACGAUACUACUUUGAGCUGUUCUUCCUUCCACCUUAUCCCUUGUUUCUUUUUUUUUUGUUAUAAAUAUACCCCCUAUCCCCCUAGACCUUCCCUACUCCCAGCCCCACCCCACCCCACCCCACCCCACCUAACAACAACAACAACAGUAUACAUAUAAAUAUUGUCAAAGAGUAGAGACGUAUUAACAAAUUUGUUACCCCUUAUUCUAUACUCACUACUGACUUCUUUAUUCCUUUUUGUGUAAGUAAAUUAUUUGAGACUUUCUACUUUAUUUAUAUUAUAGUGUGCGUGUGUGUGAGCGGGGUAAAGUUUAUAUAAUGCACACACACAGUUAAGAGAAAUUCGACAACAAUAAAAGAAUAAUUGUACUGAUCUCGUUUCUUUUCCGUUCACAUUCUUUGCACUCCGAGUGACAGGUUUCAGUUGCAAUGAUGUGUUUUUUACGGCUGCUAGUU